GAGGUAUGCUUCUGGAGAAACUCGUGUUAUUGCUGGUGCCUCAGUUUUUGUUUCAAAAAAAAGUUCUGCUACACCAGAGGUAGCUAUAGACUGUUUCGCGUUUCUCAUAUUUGGCGUAAUCUUGUCGAUGGCCCCUAGUUUUGGGCAAGCGUCAAUGACGUCAGGCACCCUGAAGCCUUCCCCAGCCACCACAGAAGCCGUGUCCACUGCAUCCGCAACAUGCAGCACAUGCCACCACUUUGCAAACGGCCAUGAAACCAGUGUAUCGGUCACGGCGUUUCUUUUCUCCGUAGGCGGCUGUCAAGGAUGUUCCAUCAUUCUCAAGGCUCUCGAUGCCGUUACCGAUAUUCGACGACCAGAGUUCAAAACUAUCAAGAUCAAACGCAUAGAGGCGGAAGACCAUUGGUCCUUUUUGGACCCCAAGAAUGUAUUGCAUGUACGAUGUGAGCAGGAAGGUGAGCCAUACGGGGGAAGGGUUUUAUUUGGGAAGCGGUAUGUGGAUUCAAGGCCAAACGAUUAUGAGAUUUAUACUCCAAUUAGUGCGGGAGAAGACUCUGCCAUUCCAUGGCUAGGUUUGCGGAAUGGUUCAAGAGAUAGGUAUCGAGAGCAGUCAAACAGCCUGGAAGACCGCUUGAAUGAAGCGCGGAUUUGGUACGAGGAUUGCAAGGCCAAUCAUCCGCUUUGUGUGCCGCGCAAAGACGGAUGGCCACGCCGAAUCCUUGACCUCUCAGUUGACUCUAUUCGCCUCGUUAACACUGAAGCAAUUGAGUCAACAUCUUCGCAACUACAAGAAGGCUACGCAUGUCUCAGUUACGCAUGGGGAACUACUGGGAAUCUCAAAACUCUGAAAGACAAUUUACAAUCACAUAUGCAGGGUAUCGAUGUCCACACACUCCCCCGUACUCUCGCUGAUGCUGUUCAUGUCUCUCGGGCCUUUGGCUUACGGUACCUAUGGAUCGAUGCACUAUGCAUCAUUCAAGACGAUGUACAAGAUUGGAUGGAUCAGAUCCCACGCAUGUCAUCUAUUUACCAAGGAGCCGAACUUGUCAUUUCAGCGCAAGGUGCCUCCAGCGUCCAGGAGGGAUUUCUCAGUCUAGGUUCAGCGGCGAAUGCACCCCUGAAACGCAUCGAGGUACCCUUCCGCAUGCCAGACGGGACUUCUCGCACAGUCAAACUCUCAAUUCGCGAACGAGAGCAGAAAUAUCAUAACGUUCCGGCGCAUCAUUCGUCUCGACCGAUGGUCGAUGACAAUACUCAUAUUGAUGAUGUCCUCGUUCCUCUCACAACCCGCGCGUGGGUUUUUCAGGAGAGCUUUCUAGCACGUAGGAUUCUAUAUGCUACGCCAUCUGAACUAGCUUGGGAGUGUAGCAACCACGAAAGAUGCGAGUGUCGUGUCUCUCCAACGGAAGGCUCCACUCGUCUAGCUCUAGAUUUUGAUGAUUACGGACUUGUACGCACAUUGGGUCAAUUGAUUCGUGCAGAUAGUCUCAGAUCGGCUGAGCAACCCCUCAGUAGCAAACCGAAAUUAUGGGCCGAAGUUGUGCAAAGGUACUCAGACAAGAACCUGACUAGGUGGACGGAUCGUUUGGCCGCGAUACAGGGUGUAGUUGAGGCCUUGGCUCAAGCCAUGCCAGAUGAUUUCAACACUGAGAAUUACUUGUUCGGACUUUGGAAGCCAAAUCUGGAGAAGUUCAUGCUUUGGGGUCGACAUCCAAGGACUCCGGGAGACUCUGCGAGAGCUGCGACGUUGAGACAAAUUGCACCAUCGUGGUCCUGGGUGUCAAGCGUUGGAGAGGUGUCGUACUAUGACUCUAUUUUCAUGCCCAAAGCUCAGAUCCAUACACGUGUCAUUCGCGUCGAGCGGGAAGAGUCUAAUACCUUGGAGAUCAACGUCUUCGGAGCUGGCCACUGUACCUUGACAAUGUUCGGCUUUUGCAUCCCAAUUCAGCAAGAACCACUAAAUCGAAAACUCCACCAGGAACAUCCCCUAGAAGAAGACAAUCAGGGAGUACCCUUCCUCUUUCCUGAACGCUACACAGCGGAGUGGAACUAUGGCCCUCCGACCAUCGACAUGAUUCCGGAUGACCCGACCGAUGAAACCGUGUUUGACCGCGUGACACAUUUUGUGCCCUUGGUCAGCGGUCAGCCAUAUGAUGAAGACGAUCCGGAUCCGCGAUUGCAACAUCAAGGACUAUUCCUGGAGAUGGUAGCAGGCCCAGAAGAGGAAAAAGAACCCUACGAAAUGGAGCACGAAGGUGUUGAUCAUGAUAUCAAGUUUGAAGGCACCUUCAGACGAGUUGGUUUUGGCUACGAUUAUGUCUCUGAGGUACAUCUUCACUGGUAUAGUACGGAGGACUAUAUUAGCGAGCUCCGCGCUUUCAAGCUUGUAUGAAGAUAACAUAAAUCGGUCGAAGGACUAUGACAUCAAAUAAGGCAUUACUAGAGAGUAUAUCCCAAUAUACCAAGACAUAUCCCAGUUCACCUCUUG
Alternaria alternata is the source of this 2488-nucleotide messenger RNA. Its product is annotated as HET-domain-containing protein. The record is from RefSeq and is a predicted model, not a curated record. The coding region runs from base 128 to 2392 and encodes 754 amino acids. NCBI's taxonomy places the organism in Eukaryota, Fungi, Ascomycota, Dothideomycetes, Pleosporales, Pleosporaceae. The transcript has 4 exons.